AUGGCCGAGCAAACUCUUCAGUAUGAAUUCAUGCGCUUGGACACAAAGCCAAGCGCGCAGCUUAGUUACAGCUUCACGGCUUCUACCAUUUCUGGGACCGCCAACCCGAGUCUCAUUGUCUUCUUCAAUGGCAUGAUUGCCCCGCAAACAUCAUGGGUCCCGACAAUCACCAAACUCAAGGAGCUUUCCCCUCAAGGCCUUCCCGCUAUCUUGACAUUUGACCGCUUUGGACAGGGUCAGACUACUGAUCGUGACCCUAACGAUGAGGGUGCUACAGAUCCGACGCACGCACAUGACGCCAUGGAUGUUAUUCACGAUGCCCACCAGCUUGUCGUCCAAGUUCUGAAGCAGAAGAUGGGUAUUGACAACCCUGACACGGCUCGGCUCCUACUUAUUGGCAACUCCAUUGGAUGCGCUUUCAGUCGUCUUUAUGCUGCCGAAUAUCCGGGAACCGUGUCAGGUAUCAUGUUUCUUGACAGUGUCUUGACUGAUACGGACUUUGUCUCUGUCUUCCCCGACCCCGACGCAGAAGGAUUCAAUGCAGAUAUCUUGCCACUAGGUGUCACGGCUGACCACCUCCGCACCGCUCGAGAAGAAACUAGAAAGCGAUUUCAUCCCAGCCUUGGAUCCAAAGAAGGCCUGACCCGCAAGAACCUGACUCAACUUCUUCCCAAGGCAGACUUACCUGCUCUGCCCAAGGUGGACGGCAAAGACCCCUACGUUACUGUCUUGGGCCACGACUUUGAGUUCUUCGCGGAGAGAACAGGAACAGAUUACAACACCCCACCUGAAGUCGUGAAUGCUUACUUGAAUCCAUACUGGCAUUAUUACAACGAGGGAUUGGCUCAGCUUACGAUGGCGGAGAAGAGUGAUGGACCUACUCAGGUUCCCGGCGCAGGUCAUUUUAUCCAAGUCAAUAACCCUGAUUUUGUGGCUAAGAAGGCACAUGAGAUGUUGCAAAAGAUUGCAAAGGAGUAA
Molecule: messenger RNA, 978 nt
Organism: Fusarium coffeatum
Lineage: Eukaryota; Fungi; Ascomycota; Sordariomycetes; Hypocreales; Nectriaceae
Exons: 1
Coding region: 1-978 (325 amino acids)
Source: RefSeq, a predicted model, not a curated record